Colossoma macropomum (tambaqui) is the source of this 576-nucleotide messenger RNA. Its product is annotated as calcium/calmodulin-dependent 3',5'-cyclic nucleotide phosphodiesterase 1C-like. The record is from RefSeq and is a predicted model, not a curated record. The coding region runs from base 271 to 576 and encodes 101 amino acids. NCBI's taxonomy places the organism in Eukaryota, Metazoa, Chordata, Actinopteri, Characiformes, Serrasalmidae. The transcript has 4 exons.
GGCAGAAGAGUUCCAGCGGGAUGCAUUAAAUCUUCACACCACACUUCUAAUAAUCCAUCCUGAUCUCACCACACACACACACACCCUGCUUUUGGUUCCACCACGUGCUCCUCUGCACCCAGGGAGCAAGUCUCCAGCACUCGCUGCCCACGCACGCCACCUCUCCAGGGGACGGUUUCCAACCAGCAAGCCCCUCUCUCUCUCCAGUCUCGCACAGACUGACAACAACAAGCAGAGAAGUCCACCGUCUAGUGCAGCUUCUGGAGCAAGAUGACAGAGCCCACCUUCAAAAAACAAGGAUUCAAAAAGUGCCGGAGUGCCACGUUCAGCAUUGAUGGGUUCAGCUUCACCAUCGUGGCAAAUGAAACAGGGGAGAGCAAUCCCAGGCCCCUGGCCCGCUUUGCACGCUCCAAGUCCCAGAAUGCCUUGUGGAACGCUAUCACAGCAGGCAUCGGGAUCAGAGACAAAGACAAAAGAGGGAUCUUAAUCGAUCCACGUAGUCCUGAGGAGAUCCUUGCUGAUGAACUGCCUGCUGUAGACAGCCCUGACGCCAUGGAGAAGACUGCCAUCAGAUGA